Molecule: messenger RNA, 5789 nt
Organism: Hyla sarda
Lineage: Eukaryota; Metazoa; Chordata; Amphibia; Anura; Hylidae
Gene: DDX6
Product: DEAD-box helicase 6
Exons: 14
Coding region: 534-1979 (481 amino acids)
Biological process (GO): cytoplasmic stress granule assembly; P-body assembly
Cellular component (GO): cytoplasmic stress granule; P-body
Molecular function (GO): mRNA binding; ATP binding; RNA helicase activity
Source: RefSeq, a predicted model, not a curated record
GCACUUCACGGCGGAGGGAUUCAGACGCGCGGCGCGGGGAGGGUUUAAAGGAGGAAGGAAGCCAUUUUGGAGCUUCGACUUAGAAAAACGCACGGAGAAGAAACAAAAAAAAAUAAGAAGAAAAAAAAAAGGAUUUAAAAAAACGAAAGAAAAAAAAAAAAGAAUGAAUAAUAGUGACAAAUGAUCCAUCAACGACGAGACACAGUCUGAAGAGGAGGACAUCGCGGCGCUGAGGAAUCGGAAGUGAUCGGGCCGCGGGGUUGCUUUGACAGAUCUUAAGUCAAAUCUACAUCCGAGGGCUUUUUCUUAUAAAGAAAGUUAAUUUGGUGCAUCAGAACAAGUGACUUCACUUUCAAAGACUUUAACAAGAACAAGCACUUGUUUGCGUUGCAAUAACAAGGACUCAUAUAUUGAGCAAGACUUUAUCUCUUCAUUUUGAAGAGUCCUAUAAACUGUUAUUACAGUCUCUGUACUGACUCUCAAACUUUGAAGUUGAAAAAAACUUUCAAAGGGACAAUUUAAUAGAAAACAAAAUGAGCACCACAAGAACAGAGAACCCUGUUUUAAUGGGUCUGUCCAGUCAGAAUGGGCAAUUGAGGGGCCCAGUGAAACCUAAUCCGGGUCCUGGAAGCGGGGGAACACAGACACAGCAAAUAAGCCAGCUGAAAAACGCCAGCACAAUCAAUAAUGGAAGUCAGCAGCAAGCACAGAGCAUGAGCAGCGCUAUUAAACCUGGUGAUGACUGGAAGAAGACAUUAAAACUCCCACCAAAAGAUAUGCGAAUAAAGACUUCGGAUGUCACCUCCACAAAAGGCAAUGAGUUUGAAGAUUACUGUUUAAAACGCGAGCUGCUCAUGGGGAUUUUUGAAAUGGGAUGGGAGAAACCAUCUCCAAUACAGGAGGAAAGCAUUCCCAUAGCAUUGUCUGGUAGGGAUAUCUUGGCUAGAGCUAAAAACGGAACUGGCAAGAGUGGAGCCUACCUCAUUCCCUUACUUGAACGGCUAGACCUAAAGAAGGACUGCAUACAAGCAAUGGUGAUUGUACCCACUCGAGAACUUGCGCUUCAGGUCAGUCAGAUCUGCAUUCAAGUCAGCAAGCAUAUGGGAGGGGUCAAAGUUAUGGCAACAACCGGAGGAACCAAUUUAAGAGAUGACAUAAUGAGACUGGAUGAUACAGUUCAUGUGGUGAUUGCUACUCCAGGAAGGAUUCUGGAUCUUAUCAAAAAAGGUGUAGCUAAAGUCGACCACAUUCAGAUGAUAGUUCUGGAUGAGGCGGAUAAACUGCUCUCUCAAGAUUUUAUGCAGAUAAUGGAAGACAUAAUUAGUACGCUACCUAAGAACAGGCAGAUCCUUCUGUAUUCAGCCACAUUUCCCCUCAGUGUACAGAAAUUUAUGUCCUCACAUUUACAGAAACCCUAUGAAAUUAACCUGAUGGAGGAACUUACACUGAAGGGGGUAACGCAAUACUAUGCCUAUGUGACAGAAAGGCAAAAAGUUCACUGCUUGAAUACACUUUUUUCAAGACUCCAGAUAAAUCAGUCAAUAAUCUUCUGCAACUCCUCUCAGCGGGUGGAGCUAUUGGCCAAGAAAAUCUCUCAGUUGGGCUAUUCCUGCUUUUAUAUCCAUGCUAAGAUGAGACAGGAACACAGGAAUAGAGUUUUCCAUGAUUUCAGAAAUGGAUUGUGCCGUAACCUUGUUUGCACUGACUUGUUUACCCGUGGUAUUGAUAUCCAAGCUGUGAAUGUGGUGAUAAACUUUGACUUUCCAAAGCUGGCAGAGACCUAUCUUCAUCGCAUAGGCAGAUCAGGUCGCUUUGGCCACCUUGGACUUGCCAUUAACUUGAUCACCUAUGAUGACAGAUUUAACCUAAAAAGUAUUGAAGAACAACUGGGAACAGAAAUCAAACCCAUACCCAGCAGUAUCGACAAAAGCCUGUAUGUGGCAGAAUAUCACAGUGAAUCUGGAGAAGAAAAGCGUUAACCUGCAUGCUAUGACUGACCCCGAGAAGAGUUUGACCAUGCAUCCUUUUCUUGAUGAGGGUUUCUUUCCCGUUCACCUGCCUCCCAUUGUUUUUUUUUUUUCUUCUGCCUUCUGGAACACUGACCAGCAUAAUAUCAAGCCUGGAGAUCCCCCACAAUUAUUUGAUCCCCAUUGUUUGCACUGUGCACCCACAAAACUCAUUGUUGCACUUAAUUUUCUCACUUUAAAUCCCAUGGAAGAAGGAAAGCAUACUGGAAUCUGCUGUUCAAUUUUCUGCUGAAGACCCUUGCACUAUUAUAGGCUUUUCAUGUCUGCAUUUCCCCGACCCAUUAAGAUUCAACUGGUUCAGCAAUGCAAUAUUCAAUUUCAGUCCCUCCUUUUAGACUUUGCAAGUACUUAACACCACCAAUGUUUAUGUUGCAUCCUCUUGUGGCAGUGUGGAGUUUGUCUAAUUUUUUUUUAUUUUUUCCCCCUCAUAACGCAAACUAUUUUACGUGUGCGAGAAGUGCCUUAUGCUACAAGACCAUUCAAGGUUUUCUUCACUGCAGCCCUUUAUAAGAAAAUACUCAUUUCAUAGCAUUUUUUUUUUUUUUUUUUUAUAAAUAACCUUGAACAUCUGCAGACCACUAAGCUGGUGCUUUUAGAUCAAAACUGCUAGCGGUGUAACUCUUCCACUUGUAUAUUUGUCCUCUCACUAUUUUCAUCUGGAAUGCAAGAGAUUGCAAAGUACGGGGGUUCCAAUAGCUUGUAAAUAUGUAUACCUGUCAUGACACAAGCAAAAAACCCAGUCAGAAGACGGGCUUUAAAGUGCAAGCUCCAGACACUUAUUCGACACCUUUAAGGCAGAUGCUGGUUUGUUUAGUUUCCAGUCAAACACUAAAUGAGGUGUUUUUUCUUUCUCCAAUUUUCAGCAACAUUUUUGUUUUCAGAUUUAUUCCAAAGCCAUACCCCCUCUAAAAUAAGAUAAGAGAAAUCCCUUGCAUGAGGGGUAUGGGGGUAAUUUAGGAAAUUUGUUGUGUAUACUUGUAUAAAAAUGUAAAUAAUUUAGUUUUUUUGGGGGGGGGGGGGGGGGGUGUGGAAGAAUAAUUUUUUAUUUUCUCAAUGAUGGUUUGUUGAAGGUUUCUUUAUGUUUAGGAUUGCAGCUUAAGUUGAGAGAGGUUCAGUUUAUCUCAACAUUUUAGAGUGCGCAGUCUAAAAUUGAGGAGGUUAAAUGCAAUCUAAUCCUUUGUUCUAAUAUGAAGAGAUUCCUUUGACUUAAGUGAAAUUUCCUCCUCGUUUCUUACUGCUUUAGGCCACCUAAGUAAAAGAUAAGUGUAAAAAAAAAAAACAACAAAAGCUCUGAUUUCAAAUCCCAGAAUGUGGCACAUGGUGUAGUUUACUUUAAUUUUGGGGAGGUUGGAAAUGUUGUUUUGAACUGAGCCUCUCCCAGCAUGCUAGAUGCUUGGCCUUAUGUACAGGCAAAGUGAGUGAGGAACCAUCACUUGUUUUUAAUUUCAUUGUCCCGACAUCCAAGCCACCUGGGUUGUGCAGUAUUGUAUCAAUCUUUACCGUAAUAAAGCUUGUCCCCUCUUAGUUGAAGCCUGCUAGCACAGAACCUAGCAUUUAAUAUUGCACAUCCAGGUGUAUGUAGAAGCACAGCUACUUAUACAAAAUAUUCGGAGCACGAACCUUCAGUAAUGCAAGAGAACAAUUGGCUUAUGUUUUUUUUGUUUUUUUGUUUUUUGUUUGUUUUUUUAGAGGUGGGGUAGAUUAUUUAAUACUUCUAUUUAACAGAAUGAUCUGAUAACUCUGCUACUGAAGGGGAGUAUUCUAAGGCAAUUUCUUUUCCAUGUUGGAUCAUGGUGCAAUAAGUAACCUCCUCUUGCCCAGUUCUGUUUUAUAUUGCACCUGUCAUUGUGCAAUUCUGUGCCACUGCAAUCAUGAAGUGCAGUGUUUUGCUGGUGCUAAAUCCAUGAUCCAUAAAUGAAUUAGACUUUAUUUUCCCCAUCAAACUACUCUAGAAGUGUCAAUACCCUGCUUUUACAUUGCACAGAAGGGUUUGACUUUUUGAGCCCUAUAGGAAUAGAUUGGCAGCACUUUGGAAAAAGCUGUCUCGGGUGCAGAUAUGCCAAGAUUCUGCUCAAAAGAGUAAUUGAAAGAUGCUCUGAAAUACUUUAAAUUUUAAGAUUUUUUUUUCUCCUUUUAUGUAUAAAAUACCUCAGUCAUAUUCAUUGCAGUCUUCCAAGCUUUGGCAGCAAGCUGAUCUAAUGUAGAGUCCAAAUAUCCAUUUUCCAAGUGAACAUGACUGCAAUUGAUGAGCUGUGACAUGAUAGAAUGGCAGCAUGAGUUAGAGCGGAUUCCCCGUCUGCCAGAGGAGCUUCCAAACCCUAAUGAUGUAUGGCUCCACAUAAUACCAUGAAAAUGUUCAUGGCUGAAUUUGACUAAUCCCAAGGUUGGGUAUGGGAGCAUGGAACAGUUUCCUCCUUUUCUUUUCUUUUUUUUUUUUUUUUAAACCCUCCUGGAAUGAGAUGGGAGCAUCUUUCAAUUGUAAGGAUAAAAUCUUAUCCUCCUUAACAAAGCAUCCAGUUAAAAUAAGGUAUUACUGUUCAGUGUUUAAACCUAUUAAAAUCCUGUCUAAACACUGAACAGGUUUGGCAUCUCAUUCUGGUUUGUUCUGUUUUUUUUUUGGGGGGGGGGGGGGGGGUUGGUUGGGCGUAAUGGGAUUAGAAUCUGACGUUAAACUUAUUGGGAACAGUUUCUAAAAUGAUCCUUUUUUUUUUUUAACAAAGUUCUACUGAAUAGAGUGAAAGUGGAACAAAUUCCCUUUUCUUUAAAAAAAAAAAAAAUAAUAAUAAUAAUAAAUCAAACGUGUGGACACAGAUACCUAUGUUCUCUACAUUUUUUUUUUUCUCAGUUUUUGUUUCCUGAAUAAGCACUGAGAAUUCCUUUACAUACUAAACUCAGUAUGUGAAGAAGCACUUGAAAGAAAUUGUUCCUAAUAUGUUUAGACAGAUCUCACAAGCCAAGAUGGGGUAGGUACAGCAUUAGUUUGUACCCUUCAAGAAAUACUGUAGUGGAAUAUAACUUCUCUAUCUGAAGGAUAGGGGUCCAACUGCUGGGACCCUCUCCGAUCUCCUGUACAGCACCACGGCAGUCUGCAGGAAGGGGGCGUUUCGUGUCCCACAUGAUGCGACUGCCAACACUCCCCCUACAUGUAGUCCAUAGAGCUACAUGGAGGGGGGCGUGUCUGUUACGGCUUCCUGCGGGGUUGGCACAGCGCUUCCUGCGGACUGCCACGGUCCCAUACAGGAGAUCGUAAGGGGUCUCAGUGGUUGGACCCCGUUCGACUUUUAAAUUAUCCCUCAUCAUUCGGAUAGAGAAGUUAUAUUCCUUUAGAGUAUUCCUUUAAGUUGGUGGGUGGGGGUGGGUAAUCAUUUGUAUGUCAACAGUUUUAACACAAAGCAGUUUAACAUCUGAUGGCAGACAAAUUAUAAACCCUGAUUUCAGUGACUCGUCCUCCUGGUGUUGCGGUCCUGUUGCAACUACAAGAGGAUAUUAAUGCCAUUUUCCAGUCAAACUUCUGUGAUUGGUCGCUGCUUAGCUGCAACCAUAGGACCAUAAACUGUAAUAUCGAAAGUGACUUCAGUAUCCAUGGGGGUUAACUAAGCUGCUACCAUCACUGCUUCCUAUAGAAUGAGAAAAUGGCCCAGUGGAAUUUCCUUUUUUUUUUUUAAUUCUUUGUUGGUUCAGGUGGUCCGACCUAAGUGUGAAGAGAAAUGUUACAAUCUGGAAGUUGUUUUUCUGUUAAUAAAUUUCCACUGGAAAUCACAA